CAAGGAGACCUGGUGGCAGGGUUGAUGUCCUGUUUCUGGUGCCUCAAAAUCCCUUCUCUCUGAAGUUUGCCUUCCCUGGAGAAGCAAGAUGGCAGAAUCGAAUUCUGACUUUGACCUGCUGUGGUAUCUGGAGAAUCUCAGUGACAAGGAAUUUCAGAGUUUUAAGAAGUAUCUGGCACGCAAGAUUCUGGAUUUCAAACUGCCACAGGUUCCACUGAUUAAUUUAAGGGCGACAAAAGAAGAACUGGCUAACUUGUUGCCGAUCUCUUAUGAGGGACAGCAUAUAUGGAAUAUGCUAUACAGCAUAUUUCUAAUGAUGCGUAAGGAAGAUCAUUGUAUGAAGAUCAUUGGCAGACGAAACCGCAAUCAGGAGGCAUGCAAGGCUCUCAUGAGGAGAAAACUCACGCCGCGAUGGGAAAAUCACACUUUUGGAGAAUUUCAUUAUAAAUUUUUUUGUAACGUUGCAUCAGAUGUGUUCUACGUACUUCAAUUAGCCUAUGAUUCUACCAGCUGUUAUUCAACCAACGAUCUCAAUGUGUUCCUGAUGGGAGAUAGAGCAUCUGGAAAAACCAUGACUAUAAACCUGGCUGUGAUGAAGUGGAUCAACGGCGAGAUGUGGCAGAACAUGAUCUCGUACGUCGUUCACCUCACUUCUCACGAAAUAAACCAGAUGACCGACAGCAGCUUGGCUGAGCUGAUCGCCAAGGACUGGCCUGACGGCCAGGCUCCCAUUGCAGACAUCCUGUCUGAUCCCAAGAAACUCCUUUUCAUCCUGGAGGACGUGGACAACCUAAGGUUCGAGUUAAAUGUCAAUGAACAGGCUUUGUGUAGUAACAGCACCCAGAAAGUUCCAAUUCCAAUUCUCCUGGUCAGUUUGCUGAAGAGACAAAUGGCCCCAGGUUGCUGGUUCCUCAUCUCCUCAAGGCCCACGAGGGAGGAAAACAUCAAAAUGUUCUUGAAAACCACAGACUGCUACGUGACCUUGCAGUUCUCGAAUGAGAAGAGGGAGCUAUAUUUUCACUCUUUCUUUAACGACCGUCAGAGGGCGUCGACAGCCCUCAUGCUUGUACAUGACGAUGAAAUACUCACAGGUCUGUGCCGGGUCGCCAUCCUAUGCUGGAUCACAUGUACUGUCCUGAAUCGGCAGAUGGACAAGGGGCACGACCCCCAACACUGCUGCGAAACACCCACGGAUCUACAUGCCCACUUUCUUGCUGAUGCGUUGACAUCAAAGGCUGGACUCACUGCCAAUCAGUAUCACCUAGGUCUCCUAAGACGGCUAUGUUUGCUGGCUGCAGGAGGACUGUUUCUGAGCACCCUCAAUUUCAGUGGUGAAGACCUCAGAUGUGUUGGGUUUACCGAGGUUGAUGUCUCUGUGUUGCAGGCCGUGAAUAUUCUUUUGCCGAGCAGCACUCAUAAAGACCGUUACAAGUUCAUACACUUGAACGUCCAGGAGUUUUGUGCAGCCAUUGCAUUUCUGAUGGCAGUACCCAACUGUCUGAUCCCCUCAGGCAGCAGAGGGUAUAAAGAGAAGAGAGAACAAUACUGUAACUUCAAUCAAGUGUUUACUUUCAUUUUUGGUCUUCUAAAUGAAAACAGGAGAAAGAUUCUUGAGACAACCUUUGGCUACCAGCUACCCAUGGUAGACAGCUUCAGGAGGUACUCGGUGGAAUACAUGAAACAUUUGGGCCGAGACCAGGAAAAGUUGACGCACCAUGGGUCUUUGUUCUACUGUCUCUUUGAGAAUCAGGAAGAAGAAUUUGUGAAGAAGGUUGUGAACACUCUCAAGGAGGUUACCGUUUACCUUCAAUCAAACAAGGAUAUGAUGGUCUCAUUAUACUGUCUUGAGUACUGCUGUCACCUGAGGACUUUUAAGUUGAGUGUUCAGCGCAUCUUUGAAUACAAAGAGCCACUUGUAAGGCCAACUGCUAGUCAAAUGAAGAGCCUUGUCUACUGGAGAGAGAUCUGCUCUCUUUUUUGUACAAUGGACACCCUCUGGGAGCUGCAUCUUUUUGACAGUGACCUUAAUGAUAUUUCGGAAAGGAUUCUGUCUAAAGCCCUGGAGCAUUCUAGCUGUAAACUUCGUACACUCAAGUUGUCCUAUAUCUCGACCGCUUCUGGUUUUGAAGACUUACUCAAGGCUUUGGCUCGUAACCGGAGCCUGAUACACCUGAGCCUCAACUGUACGUCCAUUUCCUUAAAUAUGUUUUCACUUCUGCGUGAGAUCCUGGACAAGUCCACAUGCCAAAUACGUCAUCUGAGCUUGAUGAAAUGUGACUUGCGAGCCAGCGAAUGCGGAGAAAUCGCCUCGCUCCUUGUCAACGGCGGGAGUCUGAGAAAACUGACUUUAACCAACAAUCCGCUGAGGAACGACGGGGUGAACAUACUGUGCAAUGCCUUGCUUCAUCCCAACUGCACUCUUACAUCACUGGCGUUGGUCUUCUGCUGUCUCACUGAAAAAUGCUGCAGCUCCCUGGGAAGGGUGCUUCUGCUCGGCCGAACUCUGAAACAACUGGACCUGUGUGUGAAUCACUUACAAAACUACGGAGUGUUGCAUGUGACGUUUCCCUUGAUAUUUCCAACCUGUCAGUUAGAGGAGCUGUAUCUGUCUGGCUGUUUCUUUACCAACGAUAUCUGUCAAUAUAUUGCCAUAGUUAUUGCUACUAAUGAAACACUAAGGAGCCUGGAGAUUGGGAGCAACAGCAUAGAAGAUGCAGGAAUGCAGCUGCUAUGUGGUGGUUUGAGACAUCCCGACUGUAUGUUGGUGAAUAUUGGGCUAGAAGAGUGCAUGUUAACCGGUGCCUGCUGUGAGUCUCUUGCCUCUGUUCUUACCACCAACAAAACACUAGAAAGACUCAACAUACUUCAAAAUCAACUGGGUGAUGAAGGAGUUGUAAAACUUCUUGAGAGCUUGAUCCUCCCAGAAUGUGUACUUCAGAUAAUUGGGCUUCCAUUAAAUGACGUGAGCGCAGAAACCCGGCGGAUGGUGAUGACUGUAAAGGAAAGAAAACCCAAUUUGAUCUUUCUGUCUGAAACUUGGUCUGUAAAGGAAGGCAGAGAAAUUGGUGUGAUACCUGCUUCUCAGCCAGGUUCAGUAAUACCUAAUUCUAAUUUGGAUUACAUGUUUUUUAAAUUUCCCAGAAUGUCUACAGCCAUGAGAAUGUCAAGUACAGCAUCUAGGCAACCCCUUUGAUCAUGUUCUACAUAAACCAUAUUUGUUAUAAAUUAUUACCAUGACUGGAAUGAAAGAGAAUUAAGGCUAUAAUUUUCCUAUUUGGGGUGUGUGUGUGUGUGUGUGACCUUGAUCCAGUCAACCAUUUCUUAAAAUUCCUACACUCUCUCAAGAGUAUUUAAAGGAUUAUAUAAAGUAAUAAACGCUAAAAUGCAUUGGAAAAA
This is a messenger RNA of Mandrillus leucophaeus (drill), 3396 nucleotides long. RefSeq names its product NLR family, pyrin domain containing 11 (gene NLRP11). Gene Ontology annotation, biological process: regulation of inflammatory response. Gene Ontology annotation, molecular function: protein binding. Gene Ontology annotation, cellular component: cytoplasm. The record is from RefSeq and is a predicted model, not a curated record. NCBI's taxonomy places the organism in Eukaryota, Metazoa, Chordata, Mammalia, Primates, Cercopithecidae. The transcript has 10 exons. Bases 89 to 3193 code for a protein of 1034 amino acids.